Messenger RNA from Mangifera indica (mango), 1739 nucleotides. RefSeq names its product pre-mRNA splicing factor SR-like 1. The transcript has 5 exons. The record is from RefSeq and is a predicted model, not a curated record. NCBI's taxonomy places the organism in Eukaryota, Viridiplantae, Streptophyta, Magnoliopsida, Sapindales, Anacardiaceae. The coding region runs from base 244 to 1503 and encodes 419 amino acids. Gene Ontology annotation, cellular component: precatalytic spliceosome.
CCUUUCACAUGCCGUUUUGGUUCGUUCGCGUUAGAAGACAGGUAUGAGAUAGCUAAGCCUGUAUUGCAUUUUACAAAUACGUUUUUAGGGUUUUGUUAUCACCAUCACAUCCAAUUAAUUGCUUCCUAACCUAUCCAAUCAAAGCUCGCCACUGACAACAAUCUGGUUUAAGAUUGCAGUACUGCUGCAAAUAUUCAUACCGAAUUUGAUUUUGCGUGUCGUAGUGCACACAUUUGAUGACCCAUGACGGAGAUUCAGACUUGUGGCAAACCAAUCGAUUCACUGUUAGAGAAGGUCCUUUGUAUGAACAUUCUGUCGUCUGAUUAUUUCAAGGAGCUCUACCGGUUAAAGACAUACCAUGAAGUUAUUGAUGAAAUCUACAAUCAGGUUGACCAUGUGGAGCCAUGGAUGACUGGAAACUGCCGUGGUCCUUCAACAGCAAUCUGUCUUCUUUACAAGUUUUUUACCAUGAAACUUACUGUCAAACAAAUGCAUGGUUUAUUGAAACAUCCAGAUUCCCCUUACAUCAGGGCGGUUGGAUUUCUCUAUUUAAGAUAUGCUGCAGAUCCAAAGACAUUAUGGAAUUGGUUUGAACCAUAUCUUAAGGAUGAUGAGGAAUUCUCACCUGGAUCCAAUGGAAAAAUGACCACAAUGGGUGUAUACGUGCGUGAUUUGCUUCUGGGACAGUACUAUUUUGAUACUCUGUUUCCUCGUAUCCCUGUUCCCGUAAUGCGUCAGAUUGUAACUAAUCUUGAGAAGAUGAAACUUCCCUCAAAGCACUCUGGCGUGACUGGGGAUAACAACCGACAUGGAUCUGAUGAUACUGCUCGUCGACCACCAUCUGUUAAAGCUGCACUUUCAGUCUCUUUUGGCCAGCGUGCUCCUCAUCGCGCAUCAACCAGGGACUCAUCUCCUGUUCGCCGCACUAUGCCACUGCCCGCAUAUGAUGGAGCCAAUGAAGAUAUAAGAAGAUCACCCAGAGACCGCCGCAGCCGUAGUCGUGAAUAUUAUGAUAAGGAUUCUUCGGACAGAGACCGGGAUCGAGAUAGGGACCGAGAACGUGAUCGAGGCAGAUAUAGGGAUGGUGAUUGGGAUCGAGACAGAAGUAGGGACCAAGGACGAGAUCGGGACAGGGAUAGGGAUAGGAUUAGGGACAGGGACAGGGAAAGGGAAAGGGAUCGAAGACAUGAUUAUGAUCGAAGGUCCAAGUAUUCAGAGAGAGAAAGCAGGAGGGAAUAUGAGAACAGUCAUAGGAGCCGGAGCAGAAGCAGAAGCAGGAGCAGAAGUAGGAGUGUGCUGACUGGCAAUGUACGCGUUGAUCGUCCAACAAGCCCAGAGAGAGAUGUAAGCAAAAAUAAAACAUCUGCAUCUAGCAACUUGGCUAAGCUGAGGGAUCUAUAUGGUGAUUUAAGCGAUAAAAAAGGGGAUAACGAACUGGAUCGCGGUCACAGGAGGGAUAGCAGCGAAGAAGUGAUUAGACUUGGUGGUUCUACCUGGAAAUAAAGCUGAGACAUGGAGGACUGCGUAUCCACAUACAAACCUUUUGGGUAUUCAUGCCCCCUGAUUAUUUCUGUUUGGAUUAAGGAGGAAAAAAAAACUUAUUUCCGUGGCUGUAGCGUUUUUUAGUAUAUGUCACUCAGUUGUUUUGUAUUGUUAUAUUUGCUUCAAUGCAUUAUUAUCUUAGUGUUGACUGAAGUCUGAAAAAACAUAAAUAUAUUUUUAAAGUUUAACCUGGCAAA